Messenger RNA from Paramuricea clavata, 633 nucleotides. NCBI's taxonomy places the organism in Eukaryota, Metazoa, Cnidaria, Anthozoa, Malacalcyonacea, Plexauridae. The record is from the annotation of a GenBank genome assembly.
AUGUGGAAGAGUGUAUACAUAUUUGAAAGCCAAAGACAACCACGUAAAGAGAGAACAUAUCCAAAUUUCCAACCACCAGAAGAAGCAUUAGAAAAGGACAUGCAUUCUGAUCUAAAAGAGCCAGUUUCUGUAAGUGAUGAUCGAUACAACUAUGCUACGCUACGUCUCAGUAUGCGAUUGUUUUUGAGAAACUUCGAUGACUCAGUUAAAGAGGGUGAUGGCGAGCGUACAAUAAGAUGUUGGAAAUUUGCCAUGUUGCUAUUCAGGUUACAUGGUCACAACAAAUAUGCGCUUGCCGCAUUGCAGUUGCAGGCAUGGUUACAAGCUAUGCUAAAUCCCAAACUUUCCCAUAGUUUAAUGUGGAAUCGUUAUGUUAAUAACAAAGGAGGCCCAGGCAAAAACAUUGCCUUAGCCUUGAGGCUAGAACACCUUACCAACUUGUUAAAGGGACUUCUAAAACACCUGGGGCCAAACGUAACAGAAAGUGCAGCACAAAGGUGCAGUCAAUCUAUACAUAAUGUGGAAAAGUUGCUGGAAUCAGUUGAUUCAGAUUUAAAUGUUAAAAGGUCGUCAUGUCAUCACAAGGUGAAAAAAUCACAUGAUGAUUUGGUAUCGAUAGUUAAAGAACUAUGA